Messenger RNA from Brugia malayi, 1116 nucleotides. RefSeq lists its product as uncharacterized. The transcript has 11 exons. The record is from RefSeq and is a predicted model, not a curated record. The coding region runs from base 1 to 1116 and encodes 371 amino acids. Lineage: Eukaryota; Metazoa; Nematoda; Chromadorea; Rhabditida; Onchocercidae.
AUGAAGGAUAAGAAGUGGCACGGAAAAAAAUCGUAUUCAUUUCGGAGCAAGAAGGCUCGAAUUCAAACUUCAAGUAUUGUCUCCAAUGAAGACACAUGUUGUACGCUUUUGAACCCCAAUAAACAACUUAAUCGUUACAGCAGCACGAUCUCCUGUGUCUCUUCUUCAUCCAGUUCGAGGUCUUCAUCUGUAAAAAAAGGAGCAAUUCAGGGUGAUUUCUUAUCAUCUCUCAAAUUACAUUCUGAAGAAAAGUUGAAGUCGAUUUCAUUUUACAUUGACAAUAGAGAAGAGAUGGUUCGCCAUAUGUUUGCAUCACUUCAUAAAAGAGAACUUUAUGAGUUGUUGCCGGAAAACUUAAAGAAUUUGGAAAUAGCAGAGCUUCGCUAUUUAUGUGUUAAAGAGCUGAAUGGGAUGUCUAAAAAGAAUAUAUACACUAUUUUGAAGGGGAAAGAUUUUGUCGAAAGUGAAUCUGAAGGAGAGAAAAACGAAGCACUUACUACGAGUACUGAUAUUAAAACACUGAAAACUGAGGUUGCUGUUGCUGAUUCUACAACAGAAAUGACUGCACCGAAUUUACCUGGUGUUUUUCAAACAAUCAGUACAGAUGAUAUCACUGCCUGCAACAGUAUCAUGAGCACUUCAGAAGUCCAUUUUGCUGCAGUUGAAAGCAUUUCUUUAACCAGGACUCGUCAAGAAAGUGAAACUGUUAUUCAGUCCGACUUCUCUUCAGAGUAUAAAAUUUCAUCAAGUCACUAUGCAGAUAUAUUUGCUAGCAAAGACACAUCAAGCCCCAACCAGGUGAAUGCAGUCAUAAUGGCAAAGAAUGAUGACGAAUUGGAAGAAGGAGAAGUUGUGAGUGACCAAGAAAAAAGCACAAAAUCAGACAAAGGUGACACGCUAAAGGGGCAUCAACAUCUCACCAUCCAUAGAGACCCUUUUGCUGGUAAUCUACAUGGUGAUUCAUCCCCGACAUCAAUGUCUAAAAAGUCAGGGAAUUCUGGAAAUUCAGCCGAUACUAAUAAAGCACGAGAAGAGAGAAGGCUUCACAUGCUGGAAUUGGAGCUGAGAGCUCGUGCCAUUGAAGCGCUUAUCAGACGGAGUGACAGUAAGCCAUAA